UUUUGUAUAAUCUCAUCCACUGAUGUAUGGCCUCUUGUAAAUUCUCUUAUUUUUAACAUGGGAAAUCCUCACUUCAGCAAAUCCACCUGUCAUUUAUUUAUGUCCCCAACUGUACUUCCGGGUUUGAAUUUGUUCAUAUAAUUUUUACAAAAGUGUGGCAUUCUAAUAAAGUUUGCAUGUUCCGAAAACACCAUAAGUUGACCUAUACUACAAAUAUAAAGACUUUCUACCUUUGGAUAUGACAGAUCUUUAUUUGAGUCCCCAUAGACGGAGUUUUCUAAAGAUUUCAGUCGACUUUCAAGAAUUUCUAAAUUUUGAUCCGCCAUGUUGAUUUGAGAGUGCAGAAAAACUAAUCGAGCAACAAAUAUUUCUUCCCAUCUUAAAUUCAUAUUGUGAGUUCAAUAAGGGGAAUUUCAUAAGUAUGGUUCAUUUGUGAUACGGAAAUAAAUAUUCACGUGUUAUAUUGUGCAAAUAUAACCCUAUUUUUCUUAAAAUAAGGAAAGCACUAAUUGGAUUUUAGCCCAGUGACUAAUUUUUAUGGGGUGACUCAUGAAAAAUGCCAUUUGCCCCAGUUACGUUGCCCGAAAAGUGUGGGUCAAUUUGGGGUUCAAAUCAUACCAUAUUGUGACUUUCUCGUGUGAGUAUCGUUGAUUACAGACUAUUAAUUGGAAUUGAGAAGUGCUGGAUACUUACUUAGUCCAACAUGAGUGAAUCAACGGCUUUACAAAAUGGCGAAUUGAGUGAUGGAAUUUCAGCAAAUGACAUUCCACCUGUUGUGAAUUCAAGUGAUGAAACACAGGCUGAAGCAAUAAUGAAGUCACCAGCCGCGCCCGUACUGAGAGUUGAACAGUUAAAGGAGGAAGAAGGAUGUAGUUCUGGUGUCCAAAGUGAAGAAGAGGGGUUGAGUAUUGGGGAGAAUUCUGAUGCAGAAGGUCCGUCACUUGGUGAAUUUGUGGCACCGAAUGAUGAAAUCCGUGACAAAGUCAUCAACCAAGUGGAGUUUUAUUUUUCAGAUGCAAAUAUUCUGAAAGACGCUUUCCUGUUGAAACACGUAAAACGUAACAAGCAAGGCUAUGUCAGUCUCAAGCUUAUAACCUCGUUCAAAAAGAUGAAGUCAUUGACAAAGGAUUAUCGUGUCGUGGCUUACAGUCUUAGACAAUCUGAAAAGUUAUUAGUGAAUGAAGAAGGAACUAAAGUAAAGAGAAAAGAUCCGCUUCCUGAUUAUGAUGAAACAACCCCAUCAAAGACAGUUGUUGCCAUUAAUCUGCCAAUGGAAAAUCCAUCAAUAGGAAAUAUAUCGCAGCUAUUUUCCAAGUGUGGAGAUAUAGCAUUGAUUCGUAUUCUAAAACCUGGAAAAACUGUGCCUCAGGAUGUUAAGAAACAUACCAGUAAACAUCCAGAGAUCGGGACUAGCACAUGUGCAGUUGUUGAAUUUGAAAAACACGAAUUCGCUAAAAAGGCAUGUGACACUAUGAAUAGUACUGAUAAUUGGAGAUCUGGCCUACGUGUUGUAUUAUUAGCCGAUCAGAGGAAAAAUAAGGACAAAGAGCGUAAAGAUAAAGAAAAUGAAAUGAAAAAUGAUUUUAAAUCAGAUGGAGAAAAAGGAAGCGAUGUAGAAGUUGAGGAUAAAAAGCGAAAGAAACGACGUAAUCAAAAGAAGCGCAACUCACGGGUUGAGGAAUUAACUGGGGACGGUGACGCUGAUACACCAAAUAGUAGCGGCUCUGAGGCUGAUGGUCCGACAUCAAGGAAUCGCAGCAACUCUUGGGGCAAAGGCGAUUGUCCAAGAAAUCGAUCACAGUCCUGGGGAAACAAACCACAGAAAACCCCUUCCAGGAAUUCUCUAAGUCCUACUCCUGGAUAUGGUAGCUACCUUAGUCCAAAUGCCUCACCUAGGUCAAGUCCUAAAUCAAGUCCUAAGACUUCACCCACCAUGCAACGGAGGCGAUUAAGUGUUCCAAAGAAAUCUCCCCUUGCGGGUGGGAGAGGUGAUGAAGAAAGUCCCAAAGGUAGCCCUGACCCCACAAGAAAGGGGUAUUCCUCAGGGGAAGAAGGUAGCCCAGGGAGUCCUUGGGUUGCACGCCGCCUCAAAGCAGCACAGGAAGUUAGCCCCCUAGUAAAGGACUUAAGCCCUAAUGCAAGCCCAAUGUUAGGUCGCCGCCAAAUUCAAGGACGUAUGUCUGACAUGGGCGGUGUCAUAAGGCAACCAAAGGGACCAGAUGGAACACUUGGAUUCAAAGGAAGGGGGAAACCCAUAAGUCCCCUUGCUGAAUAGCCUACUCCAUAUUAGGAAAUUAUAUUCUCAAUGCCAUAUAAGGAGUGUAAAAUAGUACAUAUUUAUUUUAGAAACAAUCAAAACUUUUUAUAUCAACUGAAAUGUAUUAUUUUAUAUUCCACCAUUUAAUGUAAAUGUAUUUAGUUGUACCUCUGGCCAGUCUAUUUGCCACCAUAAAGCAUUUCAGUUGAAAUCAGAAGUUUUAAUUGUGGCAAUGUAUGUCAGAAGUUGUAUCUAUGAUAAAUUCAAACAACUUCACAGUGCUAUAUCACUGUAAAUUUCACUAUACUUUUUUUAUGAAACAAAGUAUAUACAUAUGCAUAUGCUUCUUAAAUGUUCAUGUAAUCUUGCUUCAUAUCUAUUGCUUAUUUGGGUAUAUAAAUUCCUAUUGGUUUUCUCAAAAGAUGUUGAAUAUAACUCAGUUAUUUUUAAUAGAGUGUUUUUGGAACAACCCCUUUGUUGGACUUGCAUUAAACUCCCAUACCCACCAUCCAACCCAUUCUCGUUGUAGUAGUCAAGAAGUGAGAAAGAAUGUGGGUCACACAAUGGGCUUAAUGCAUGACUAUUAGAGGUGUAACUCCCCAGAAAAAUCCAAAUAUUUCCAAAACUUGAGUAAAAAUCCUAAAUACUGCGAUCAUUGGUAUAUUUAUUCUCCUAAUGAAGUAAUGUUGCACGAUCUCUGGGACCCAAAUUCAUUUUACAUGCUUGCAAGAUAGGCAAAACUUGCGAGUUACCUCGAGUUAUAGCUAGCUCGCGAGUUGAAAUAGAUUGCAAGUUUCUAGAGGCAAUGUAUAGGCAGCUCUGACAAGCUGUACUCGAGUUAAGGACUUGGGAGUUACACCUCUAAUGACUAUCCUCAAUUUUAUAAUUCCAAUAAAAAUGAUUGAUAAUAGAGUUUCUGGUACAUGAUAAAUACCUAUAUGUCUGAUUGGUUCACUGACAGCACUUAAAGAUAUAUUCCUUGCCAGCCAGACUCUCUUAAUAUGGCAGCUAUAACCAUAUGUAUACUUUCCAUGUAUUUAACAAAACACGGAAAAAUGUUUUGAUUAUUGAUAUGGUCAAUAUUGAUCAUCACUUAGAAAUGUAGUUCUCAGUUCCAGUAGGCUGCCAUCUUUUAAGAUUUCACACAGGAAGUGAUGUCAUAUAUGAUUAUAGCUAUCAUAUCAGGAUAGAAAUGAUCUGGCCAGGAAUGUCCCUUUAAAUUCUGUAUGUAAUGUUCUAAUGCUGAGAUAUCAAUGUAAGUUCUACAUUUAUCAUACAAAAUUACUUUGUAUUGUAGCAUAUCUACUUAUUUUUGUAUAUUAUAAACAACCAUAUUUCUUCCAAAGUUUAUUUUUAAGAUAUUAACUAAGGUCUGAGAGUUUUAUUUUCUCUAAAUGUUUUACCUGGCAAGUAACCAGAUAAGUAUUCAAUGUUGAUCUUACAGUGUUUCAAAUUGAUAGGAUGUUUUAUAAACACAUCAUCAUUGUAAUAAGUUGUUAACGAAUUACUUCAAUGUGCUCUAAACAUCACGAUUUCUCUAUGU
Messenger RNA from Owenia fusiformis, 3800 nucleotides. The record is from the annotation of a GenBank genome assembly. NCBI's taxonomy places the organism in Eukaryota, Metazoa, Annelida, Polychaeta, Sabellida, Oweniidae.